AAGCAAUUUUGAAAAUCUGUCAGAAGAUCAUAAUUUCUAUAAAAUGGAUUGCUUAAAAUUAUUAGAAACUUUGGACGUGCUCGGUUGUGCCGGUAUUUGUGUAAGUACCGAGAGUUCGCAGUUACUACAAAAUUCACUACUUAUUCUGCAGGCAGAAAAUCAUUUUCGGAAAUGUUAUUACUGGGGUAGAAUUAAUGGACUUCGAAACGACUAUCAUAUCGCGUAUGGUUUCCAGAAAGAUUGCAUGACUGGCCAGGUAUAUUACUACAGCACUGAUGGCAUGAAUUGGCUGUUGCUGCCAAAAGUGACAAAGUGCGGUCGAUUCCUAACUCCUUUGGCGAUUAAUAAAUUUGAAGGCGAUCCAUCUAUCGUUACAAAUGUUUAUAACAUCAAUCCACCGUUUCCACCAAACGAGGAUCCCAAAAUAUAUUAUGACGGUGUUAUGCCAAAAGAAUUGAAGGAAGAGGAUCGUCUUGCUUCUACCGUGGAAUCAAUUACAAAAGAUGCUGCAGUUAUUCCACGAGGAGCCUGGUUCAAAUGUCCAAAUGGCGAUGUAAUAGAAAAUCCAAGCUUUGAGGGUCUAUGCGCUACAGAUGCUUCAUAUUUGAAAUCCUACUUGCAUGCUUAUCCUCCAAAGGAGAAAUGGAGCACCAAUUUGCUUUCCCAGCCUGAUUAUAAUUAUGCAACGGAUUUUUUAGACUGCAUAGCCAUGGAUGUUCCUCGAGGGUGUUGGAAUCUGCAAUUCUUGUUAGGCGGUCGUCUGGCUAUAUUACACAGCUUAUAUUGGCACGGAAUAACCUUUUUCCAUAAGUUGAAUUCUCCACAUUAUGGAUUUCUAUACAUUGGUGAUGGAAAAAAGAAUUUAGAUCUUCCAUUCAUGUUGUAAUAUGAGAUAUAAAAGAAAAUGGAAGAGUA
Molecule: messenger RNA, 915 nt
Organism: Linepithema humile (Argentine ant)
Lineage: Eukaryota; Metazoa; Arthropoda; Insecta; Hymenoptera; Formicidae
Gene: Rsph9
Product: Radial spoke head protein 9
Biological process (GO): axoneme assembly; cilium movement involved in cell motility; motile cilium assembly
Cellular component (GO): axoneme
Source: RefSeq, a predicted model, not a curated record